CACAGUACUAAAUCAGUCUUGCGCCGCGGUUUUUCUCCUUCAGCUCUGCUGUUCUUCUUCUUCUCUUCCGCAGAAAUGGCAACCGGUGGAGCCCCUCCCCAGAGGGGAACUGCAGCAGCUGCAGCAGCUAACCUCCGUCGGAGGAAAACAGCUGGUGGAGGGGCCGGUGGUGGAGCAGGUGGAACUAUGCUACAAUUCUACACGGAUGAUGCUCCUGGACUUAAGAUCUCCCCAAAUGUUGUGCUUGUAAUGAGCAUCGGUUUCAUAGCUUUUGUUGCAGUCCUUCAUGUCAUGGGCAAACUUUACUUUGUUCGCAAGGAGUAGAAACACACUGCCCUCUUGUUUCAGUUGUACUAGAAUUCUGGGAAGUUUCGGUUCCACAAACGAACUUCUUGUUUUAAUUUUAUGAGUGAACUAAAAUAAUCUCACUUUUGCCUUA
Salvia splendens (bonfire salvia) is the source of this 439-nucleotide messenger RNA. RefSeq names its product protein transport protein Sec61 subunit beta. The record is from RefSeq and is a predicted model, not a curated record. Gene Ontology annotation, biological process: intracellular protein transport. Bases 76 to 324 code for a protein of 82 amino acids. Gene Ontology annotation, cellular component: Sec61 translocon complex. NCBI's taxonomy places the organism in Eukaryota, Viridiplantae, Streptophyta, Magnoliopsida, Lamiales, Lamiaceae. The transcript is spliced from 2 exons.